GGAAUAUCACCCAAUUUUAAAUUUCUAACAUUUCCUCAUAUUGAUUAAGAAAACACAAUUCAAAUCACAACAUUAUAAUUACAUUUUUAAGGGGAAACGCUCUCGAGGAAUUAGAUUCCGUCCGAUUUUAAAUUUAAGGAGAUAAAAUAGAAUAUGAUUUGAAUUGGCAUUAAAUAAACUAAAAUAAAACAAAAUCCAUACCUAAUAUAUGUUAUUUACAAACUUUCAUAUGAAUAAUGCAUAUACAUAUACAUUCCAUUUUCCUAUUGUUGUCAUAGGAGCAAGGUUCCGUCAUGUUCCACAUUAAGUGUGUUACACAGUGGUCGGGAUCUGAUUCGGGCAUACUGCAGAUCUAGUGGCUUAAUAGCUUUUGUUCAGGCCCUGUAUAUAUACUAUUUAAAAAUCUGUUAAAUAUUUGUAAAGCUUUGACGGUGAACUAUUAAGUAGCAUAUUAACUUGAGUUUGUUGUAGGAACUCAUAAAUUAAAAUCCGGAAUCUGCCUCUGAUUCAUUCUGGGAGACAAAAUGUCCGAGGGAGCUGUCCCAAAACUCGGCACCACAAUCCACAUCACAGCCCUUGACGGGAUCAUCAACGUCAACUCCCUUUUCACAUUUGCAGUGUUCAUCGGACUAGCUUGGAACCCGCACGAUCAAGGCAACAGUCUCUCCGAUAACCAGAGCUGUAUCGCGGGGCCCAAGGUCGCCGAGGACCUUGUAGCGUUCCACGUGUACUCAUUCAGUUGUUUCCUGUUUUCUAGCCUCAUUGCUUUGUGCCUUAAGCAGGCUAUUCGACUUGCGAAGUCAGCACAUUUCCCUACCGUCUUCUCGGUCGACUUGGCCCUCAUCAACAGAAACGCCCUUCGGGUCGGGUACUUGGUCUCUGCUGCGGGUUCUGUUUGCGGGUCGGUGUGUUUGAUGCUUGCUCUGAUCAAUAUGGUUCAAAUCAAGCUUGGGGUUUUUGGAUGUGGGAGCAAGCAUACUUAUGGAGCUGUUAUUCCACUUGUGAUUUUUGUUCCAUUAGGGCUCCUUAUUUAUGUUUGUACUGUUUUUUAUGCUUUCACUCGUUAAUUUGAUCACUUCUCUCGGCUUUUUCCUUUUUCUCCUUGUAUUAGUGAUAUAUUCAAUGUAUACUUAUUAGUAACACCUUAAUGCAUCAAAAAAAACAUUAACUUUAUUUUGUGUCGUCCUAUCCCCCGGCUCAGCAAACUUCGAUAGGAUGCAAAUAUCUAAAUUUGAUAUUUUUAGAUGCUUUUCAAA
Molecule: messenger RNA, 1256 nt
Organism: Lycium ferocissimum
Lineage: Eukaryota; Viridiplantae; Streptophyta; Magnoliopsida; Solanales; Solanaceae
Exons: 1
Coding region: 525-1067 (180 amino acids)
Source: RefSeq, a predicted model, not a curated record